GCCGAAAGUAGCUACGCAAGAGGAAUCCUUGCGUCCGCGCGGAGACGUCAGGACGUGGGGGGCACGCAGCGCGGCGCAGGGCAGGGGGCGGGGGCCCGGGACUGAAGCGAGGGUCCGCGCGGAGCCUCCGCGCCCGGCCAGCCAUGUUCCGCUAUCAGUCUCUGGAGGACUGCCCUUUAGAUGAGGAUGAUGAAGCCUAUCAUAACUUGGCUGAGGAAGAUGAAGAUAUUGACCAGUUCAAUGAUGACACCUUUGGAGCUGGUGCAGUUGAUGAUGAUUGGCAGGAAGCCCAUGAAAGGCUGGCAGAGAUGGAGGAAAAGCCUGCAUCUGCAGGAGAACAAGUGGAACGGGGAGUCACUGACGAGAUGGACCUACUGGGGGACCAUGAAGAGAACCUGGCAGAGAGGUUGAGUAAAAUGGUGAUUGAUAAUGAGCUAGAAGACCCAGCCAUCAUGCAGGCUGUGCAAACCCGACCUCUGGUACAGCACUCAACUGGCCUUAAUUCAAGCAUCUGGGAUGGUCCUUCAGUACUCAGGCGAAUUAGAGGGCCACUUCUCAAUCAGGAGGUUCCCUCUGUGUCAGUACUAGAAUAUGCCCUCCCACAGAGGCCUCCCCAAGCCCAGGAAGAGGAGCAGGAUGUUUCGGAGCGGGCGUUGCCAAGGCGGUCAUCCUCACCAGUCAUUGGCAGUCCUCCUGUGAGGGCUGUUCCCAUUGGGACCCCACCAAAGCAGCCCAGCAUGCCCAACUUUAACCAGCAGAUCUUAUGUCCAAAGCCUGUUCACAUCAGAGUCCCAAUUCAGCAACGUUAUCCAAGUCCCUUUAGUGAAAGGAUGUCUCCAAACCAGCUCUGCAAUGUGACGAAUUCCUCCCUCCUGGGACACCCAUUUCCUCCCAGUGUUACUCCUGUUCUCACCCACCUCCAAAGAGCACAGCUGCUAGGAGGAGCACAGGCUGGUAGGAUGUCUCCCAGUCAGUUUGCACGGGUGUCUGGCCUUGUUAGCAGCCCUCUUGCAUCUAUGAACCCUAAACUCCUCCAAGGCAGAGUUGGGCAGAUGAUACCCCCAGCCAGCGGAUUCCGUGCCUUCUUUGGGGCACCACCUGCACCAUCACAACAUCACUCCCCGUGUCCUGGAGCUCAUUUGCAGAACCUAAGGCCUCAGCCACAGAUGUUCAGGCCAGAUACAACUCACCUUCACCCACAGCACCGACGACUCUUACAUCAGAGGCAGCAGCAAAACAGGAGUCAGCACCGGAAUCUAAAUGGAUCGGUUGGGGACCGAGGGAAUCAUCGAAAUAACCACCAGGAACAAAUCAGAAAGGAUCCAUAUGCCAAUCUCAUGCUCCAGCGGGAAAAGGACUGGGUAUCAAAGAUCCAGAUGAUGCAACUGCAGAGCACUGAUCCCUACUUGGAUGACUUCUAUUAUCAGAACUAUUUUCAGAAGCUGGAAAAAUUGUCUGCGGCUGAGGAUAUGCAUGGUGAUGGUCCUAAGAAAGAACGCACUAAGCUGAUCACCCCACAAGUUGCAAAGUUAGAGCAUGCCUAUAAGCCAGUGCAGUUUGAAGGCUCACUAGGGAAGCUGACAGUCUCCAGUGUGAACAAUCCCCGGAAAAUGAUUGAUGCUGUUGUGACGCUGCGAGGUGAAGAAGACGAGACAAAAGAGAAACAGGUUCGAGAUAAAAGGCGUCAGACUCUUGUCAUGAUUGAGAAGACAUACAGCCUACUCCUGGAUGUAGAAGACUAUGAGAGGCGCUACCUCUUGAGCCUGGAAGGGGAUAGGCUAGCCUUGAUGGAGGAGAGGAAGCAAAAGAUCUGUGAUAUGUAUGACAAUCUAAGAGGGAAAACAUCCAACCAGGAAAGCAAGCUGAGCGAUGACCCUUUUGUGCAGAUUAUGUGCAUCCGGAAAGGAAAGCGUCUGGUUGGCCGGAUUCUGCCCUUCUUGUCCACUGAACAAGCUGCCAACGUUCUCAUGGCAACAGCCAGGAACCUGCCCUUCCUAAUCAAGAAGGAUGCCCAGGAUGAGGUUCUCCCUUGUUUGCUGAGGCCCUUCUCCCUUGUUCUCUACCAUCUACCCCUGGGAACUGUGGCCUGCAUCCUGCAGCAGCUCAUGAACCUACCUCAGAGCACAACAGCAGCUCCAUCUGCCAACCAACACCUCACAGCUGUGCUCCAGAACAAGUUUGGCCUCUCUCUUCUGUAUUUGGUCUUGAGCCGAGGAGAAGAACUGCAAAAUUCAGACUCUAAUACAGAGCACAUGCAAGACAACCAGUGGGCGGAUCUGAUGUUCAUGGCAACCCGGGAGCUUCUCCGGAUCCCGCAGGCAGCCUUGGCAAAGCCAGUGACUCCCCCUUCUAAUCUCUUAUCACUCUUCUCUCGCUAUGUUGAUCGGCAGAAGCUGAAUGUGCUAGAAACAAAGUUGCAGUUGAUUCAAGGAAUACGGUAGAAGGCCUCAAAGUUCUGCCAUGCUGGUGUCCUUCGUUGCUGCCACCUCCAGAGUGUUUUAGUAGGCAAAGAGGAGGCAGUGCCUUCUCGAAAUAAAUCCUUGUGGGAUUAUGCCUCUCUGUCCUAGCACGGAAAAUUGCUCUCUUGCUCUGAGCUUGGCUAGGGACAUGCUUCCCUUUCCUGCCCGUCAGUUUGCAGUUGUGCAUGUCCUUCCUGCAUCAAAUCCACCCCAGGCUUCCCUUCCUUUCCCAAUUUCACAAUGGAUUUUCUCCCUAAACAGACCCUAUUCUCCCCACCACACUACUGACUGAUUGGUAGGGGGAUUAACUUUGCUUUCUGUCUCCUUGCUUGAAAACACUGGGUGUUAGGCAGGAGAGGGGGACACAAACAUGCCUGUGUCCCUGCACUGUGGAAAUGGUGAAACUAGCGGCCUCUGUGUUGGAGAUAUUAAAUGACUGGAAGUCUUUCUGUCUAGCCCACUGGUGAGCCUAUUCUGCUCUUCCAGUGUCAGAUGCCGUACUAUAGUAUUGCCCCAGUCCUUACAAAGCAAUCACCUUUCUAAACCUUGUGAUGAAGCAGCAUCAUUUUUGCACAUUUGUCUAGUCUUCCUGAACUCAUUUUCUAGCUGAGCUUUCUGUCUCUGACGUACACCUUGCUUCAAGCUCCAGCUGGCCGAGAUCCUCAUAGACUUAACCCAUAAGGUACCAGGAAUCAUUUCACCUGGAACAAAUUUAGUGAAUUACAAUAGUAUACACUGCUAGGUCCUGCUGGUUUGUGCUCUUUUUUAUUUGGCUGUGGUGGGGUUUUAAAUUUUUACUCUGCUUUUAAAAAGAAUUUGCACACUUAGGUAUUCUCCAACAAGUAAACCCUUGUUACUAAUGCUGCCUUUCCUCUGCAUUCUCCUCCUGUCUCCCUAUCAAUCCAAAUUUCUAACUUUUCCACCACUUCCUUUCCUUUGCAAUCUCUUAGCCUCUCUUGAUCCCUUCAUCUAACCCUACUCCCUUCAGUACACAUGACCAGGUGGUCCAUUAUUAUUAUUAUUGUGCUUUUACUUUUUGGUUUGGUUAUGAUUAAUGAAAAAUUUCUAAAUUUACAUUUUUAUAGGGUAUUGUAAAUAAAAAAUGUAUACUUGU
Molecule: messenger RNA, 3573 nt
Organism: Anolis carolinensis (green anole)
Lineage: Eukaryota; Metazoa; Chordata; Lepidosauria; Squamata; Anolidae
Gene: patl1
Product: PAT1 homolog 1, processing body mRNA decay factor
Exons: 19
Coding region: 144-2441 (765 amino acids)
Biological process (GO): P-body assembly; deadenylation-dependent decapping of nuclear-transcribed mRNA
Cellular component (GO): P-body
Molecular function (GO): RNA binding
Source: RefSeq, a predicted model, not a curated record